Arachis duranensis is the source of this 1380-nucleotide messenger RNA. RefSeq names its product peptidyl-prolyl cis-trans isomerase CYP21-4. The coding region runs from base 228 to 920 and encodes 230 amino acids. Gene Ontology annotation, molecular function: peptidyl-prolyl cis-trans isomerase activity. Gene Ontology annotation, biological process: protein peptidyl-prolyl isomerization. The record is from RefSeq and is a predicted model, not a curated record. The transcript is spliced from 8 exons. NCBI's taxonomy places the organism in Eukaryota, Viridiplantae, Streptophyta, Magnoliopsida, Fabales, Fabaceae.
UAAAAAAAGAACACGACAACGCUCGAAAAUCUUCGAAGUCUCUUAGCAAAGUUUUCCUCUCUCCGUUCGCGUUUUCAUCUUUGAAUCGAAGCACAACCAACUCACACACAGAGACUCACGUUCAAUCCGACGUCGUUUCUUUCCUUCCUUCUCUUCGAUCCCCUCAGUGCCUGACCCUAUUCCUCACUCUCUCAGGCACCUUUGGAAAACUGAAGAGUAAGUUAAAAAUGGCAAGGAUCAAGCCUCAGGCUCUUCUGCAACAAAGCAAAAGGAAGAAGGGGCCUUCUCGCAUAAGUGCCACCACUAUUGUAUUUUACAUGUUGAUUCUUGCCUUGAUUGGGUUUUUCCUCUUCGCUACGUAUAGAUAUUGGUCUAACAGGUCAAGAUUUCGAUCACAGAAUCAAUUGGCAGUAUCAGAGCAUGAAACUUCUUAUGCAGACUCGAAGAAAUCCGAGAUACCUGGAUAUGCUGUUUUAGAUACCUCUAAAGGCUCAAUAAUAGUAGAACUGAACAAGGAUAAUUCUCCUGAGGCUGUUGAUGAAUUCAUUGACUUCUGUCAAAAGGGGCAUUUCAAAGGGAUGCUGUUUCACCGAGUAAUUAAGCACUAUGUGAUUCAGGCCGGGGAUAACCAAGGAGCAGGAGCUACUGAAGAUUGGAACUUGAGGGGAAAGCAACCCACAAGUGUGAAACAUGAAGCAUUCAUGCUUGGAACUUCCAAGGGCAAGCACACCAACAAAGGAUUUGAUCUUUUCAUUACCACUGCACCGAUACCAGAUCUGAAUGAGAAGCUUAUUGUGUUUGGGCGAGUCGUCAGGGGAGAGGAUGUUGUUCAGGAAAUUGAAGAAGUGGAUACAGAUGAACAUUACAAACCUAAAGUCUCUAUUGGGAUACUUGAUGUCACUCUUAAACAGAAGAUCUGAAGGCUGAUUGAUAGAUGAGGAGCAUAAUGAUGUCUCAUAUUCACGCUGAUUAACCGGUUUCGAUAUGGUCAAAUCUUUUCUACAGGGACGAUGAACAUAGCGGAUUUUACCUGGGGGGGUUCAUCAAUCAAGUGUUUUGAGCCUUGAUGUUGUUUUUGCCAUUGCAUGUGUAGUUGUUAACAAAAGGGAUUAUGCAAUCUCCUUUCCUUACCUCACUUAUAUCAAUUUUCUUUUCUAUUAUCUUCCUUUCUUUUUACCUAUUAUUUUCCCCCUAUUUUGUAAGUGAGGAUAGGGUGUGGGAAGGUUUUGCAGUUUCUUGUAAGGUUUGGGUUUAGGGGGUUUUUAAUUUUUUUUUUUUUUAUUUGGGAUUACUCUUGAUUACUCGUUAGUGACCCGAAUGAAAUUACAAAAUCAUUUUGCUUUGCCUUAUUAUGCAAUUCAUGUAUCUUCUAUGUUUCAA